AUGGCGACUAUGGAACAACAUCUUAAUCCGUUUUCCGCUCAGCCUUCUAGCAACGAAGUAAGCGUUGGGGUGAUGAAGAUGUUGCUGCAUCUUCGUAGCAUUGGUGUCAAUGUAGAGAAAAUCUAUUUUGACGGGGCACUUCCUGCAUUUAAGCGUAAAACACGCAUAGAGAGGAUGGGGAAACUCGCAUCCAAGCUUCAGCAGGCCUGCCUUGCAAAGGAACACGGAUUUAAAGGCGGCACUGUUCGACGGGGCCAGGCGAGGCUCGAUACCGAAAUAUUCUUCAGUCGACGCUUAAUGAACCCCAAGUUUUAUACCUUGCCUGACAACCCACUUAUGGUUGCCACAGUUGCAGAGGAUCUAAAGUAUCGGUGGGACUGGGAGUCAAUAAAGCCGUAUUAUAGCUCUGACAGCCUAGGGGAAAAUUCAGGUCCCGUGGGAUUUCUGUGGGCAAAUAUAACAGAGGUUGUUCUUGGGGAGGCGGAUGUCUUCUGUGCUGAGAUCGCAAGGGAACGAGGCUCUGCAGUGCUUACUGGAGAUUCAGAUCUCGUCGUGCACGAUUUAGGCCCCAACGGGUCGGUUGUAUUCCUCGACUCAAUAGAGAAGUACGAUAUCGUAGAUACCAAUGAUGGGCUACCGUCCUUUGGCGUGCGAGCCACAGAGACGCGUCCUGCCAAUAUUGCCCACCAUUUAGGCGUAAAAAGCCUACUAAGAGUUGGAUACGAACUGAAACAAAAUCCGUACCUGAAGUGGUCAAAGGUGGCAGAGUUGUGUAAGGCUGCUGAUGAGAAACAGGAAAUGACUUCUUCCUAUGACGAGUUUUUAAACGAGUAUAACGCUCGUCCCUAUUGGAUGCCUGAAAGUGAUGGAAACGGCUUCCCUCUCCUUGAUUCAAAGGUUUCGGAGCUGGUAGCUCAAUAUCACCUCCCAAGUUUCAACGCAGACGGCGACGAGCUGUACUAUUACCUGCCGGUCAUGGUAGAAAAACAUGGUCGGAGGUGUGCUUGGGCUGAAGGGGGUGACAUCAGAGCCAUCGCGUACUCUAUCUACAACCUGUCAUUCUCAAAAGGGGAGAGAAGGGCUACAGUUCUGGAGUAUGCACGAAGAGGACAAAGGAUAGUUCCGACUCCCGUUUCCCUGCUGAGCGAAGAAGCCAUUGCAUCGCCUGUGGAAGAGUUGCUUGUGCAACUACAAUCAGCUCAGUUCCCAGUUAGAGGCGCAAACGUAUACUACUGGGUACUUUUUGCCUUGAUUCGCAUUUAUGCAGGUCUAGAGCACUCCCAACUCCCUAAACCCCGUGCAAUGGCCAAUUUCUUCAAAGUUGGCCACGCAGGAGAGAUGUUACAAUGGGAUGACAUACAUUUGCGGGCUCAAAUACUGUGUAUCCUCUACUCUCUACGGAUGCUAAAACAGCUCCUGCAAGUUUCGUUGCUCAAAGGCGGCCCUGAAGUCCAGCGCCUAGGGAAGCCACUUCUCGAAAUGCUAUCUAGCCUACCCACAUUGAGCACAUUAUCUGAUGCGGGGAUUAAUUCAAGCAACGCCAAAGAGGAGGAUGAGAAGCAUUUAGCUCACGUUAUCAACACUAUCUUUGAACGAUUGGGCAAUGGUAAACAGGUCCUUAUUCCAGAAACAGAACAGGGCGACCAGCCGACACCGGAGGAGAUGGGGAAUCCGAUACACAUAAUGAACAGUAUGCAACCCCAUGCUCCAAACAAUAAGAAGAGAAAGCGGGCGAAGAGGUCAACAAUCCCUCCAUCUACAGCCCAUCGACGACCAGAACACAACAAAAAUAUCUAUGAGAUUCUGCAAAGUGCCUGCGAUGCUCAGCCGUAG
Molecule: messenger RNA, 1833 nt
Organism: Microsporum canis CBS 113480
Lineage: Eukaryota; Fungi; Ascomycota; Eurotiomycetes; Onygenales; Arthrodermataceae
Exons: 2
Coding region: 1-1833 (610 amino acids)
Source: RefSeq, a predicted model, not a curated record